AUGAUGGCAUCCAUAGAUAUAUUACAAAGUCAAUCCGAUCAGGAAAAUGUUUUGACACAAAAUAAUUUAAAAUUAUGUAAAGUAACUUAUUUUGAAACAUGUUGGUGUAAAUUAAAUUCAAAUGAAUCAGUAACGUGUCCUUAUCUUUUACGUCAUGUUAUUUCAUCUUCUAAUUCAUCAUAUUUUUGUGUUUAUCAUAUAAUUCGAAAAACAAUUGAAUGUUUUGAUUCAUCAAUAAUUUAUCCAAAAGAUGAUUUUGUUUCGAAUACUUAUAUUUAUUUAACAAUUAUACUUUUUCUUAUUGGAAUUAUGGGAAAUGGUUUAUCAAUAAUUGUUUUAUUUGAUAAAACACUUCGUUAUUUAAGUGUUUAUCGGAAUUUAGCUAUUCUUUGCGCUUUCAAUAUUUUCUAUUUAUUAGCUAUAUCUAUUCGUCAUAUAAAUAAAUAUAGCCAAGAUUUACGUGAUAUUUCACCAAAUGUAUGUCGUUGGCAUAAAUUUAUUGUGACUUUUACUGGACAUCUUUGUUCAUGGCAACUUGUUUCAACAAGUAUUCAACGUGUUCAUGCAUUACUUAGUUUACAAUUACACCGAACAACUUCAUGGGUAUGUAAUCCGUUUUUUAAUCUAACACAUGUUUAUAAUAUAAAAGAAAAUACGGCAAUAUUUUAUAGUACAGUUGAUUGA
Molecule: messenger RNA, 684 nt
Organism: Adineta steineri
Lineage: Eukaryota; Metazoa; Rotifera; Eurotatoria; Adinetida; Adinetidae
Source: the annotation of a GenBank genome assembly